ACUCUACCCUCAAUUCGUCCCGUUUGGCAUUUUCCUUUUCGGUGUGGGACUAGGGUUUCCAUUACAUUUAUAGCCAAACUCAGAAACACAACAACAAAGGUUCCUUUACAUUUGCAAUAACAGCAAAUCUUCUUCUUCGAUUUCACUGCUCUCGUCUAAGAAUCUGGUAAAGUUCUCGCCUUUGAUCUCGGAAUAAUACUUUCGGUUCACGUUCUAAUUCGUACAAAUGAAAUCGGAGGAAUUGAGGGUAGAGUUCUGCUGAGUUUCAAAGAAACCCCUGAGGAAGUAAUGUCACCUUCGAUUGCUCUCAUUCUGGUCCUUGCGUUCCUUCGAUUGCCUCUACUCCGAAAAGGACCCCCAAGGAAGUAACGUCACCUUCGAUUGCUCUCAUUCUGGUCCCCGCGUUCCUUCGAUUGCCUCUACUCCGAAAAGGUCUCUCUCUCAACGUCACCUUCGAUUGCUCUCAUUUUGGUCCUUGCGUUCCUUCGAUUGCCUCUACUCCGAAAAGAUAGUUGUUAUAUUCGGGAGUUGAGAACUUUUUACAGGAAUCAUGGCUAAGCAUCAUCCCGAUCUGAUCAUGUGCCGCAAACAACCAGGAAUUGCCAUCGGACGACUUUGCGAGAAGUGUGACGGGAAGUGUGUGAUCUGUGAUUCCUACGUGCGUCCAUGCACUCUUGUGCGGGUCUGUGACGAGUGCAACUAUGGAUCGUUUCAGGGUCGGUGCGUCAUCUGCGGAGGCGUUGGAAUUUCCGAUGCCUACUACUGCAAGGAGUGUACACAGCAGGAGAAAGAUAGGGAUGGAUGUCCCAAGAUUGUUAAUUUAGGGAGUGCCAAGACAGAUUUGUUCUAUGAACGCAAGAAAUAUGGUUUUAAGAAAAGAUGAUAUAUGUUGUAUGAGCUUAAAAAUAUGGUUUAUUUAGUCACUAUUAUGUAGUAGUGACACUUUGAUAGCGCAUUAAGAGUGUUUGAAAGAAUGUAGAAGUUCCAAAGUGUGUAUUUGUUGACAAUAUUGGGUUCUCAAGAAUUCCAGAAUUUCUUCUUACGAACUUAAGAGUAACAUUGAUGGUAUGUCGUAAAUUCCUAAUGGAUUUGUCCUGCCAUUGGGCAGUUUAGGUUUUUUUU
Morus notabilis is the source of this 1122-nucleotide messenger RNA. Its product is annotated as PHD finger-like domain-containing protein 5B. The coding region runs from base 551 to 883 and encodes 110 amino acids. The transcript has 2 exons. Lineage: Eukaryota; Viridiplantae; Streptophyta; Magnoliopsida; Rosales; Moraceae. The record is from RefSeq and is a predicted model, not a curated record. Gene Ontology annotation, biological process: mRNA splicing, via spliceosome. Gene Ontology annotation, cellular component: precatalytic spliceosome; U12-type spliceosomal complex; U2 snRNP.